AUGACGGCUCUCGUUCGUGCAGCGUUGCUCCUUGCGGCGGCAGCCGUGAUUUCGCCGGCCCAGGCGGACGUCUUGGCCAAUGGCGGUUUGGACUGGGACGCUGCACACACCAAGGCCACGGCGGCGGUCGCCAAGCUCUCGCAGCAGGACAAGGUCAACAUCGUGUCGGGCGUCGGCUGGAACAAGGGCCCCUGUGUCGGCAACACGCCGACCAUCGGCUCCAUUAACUACCCAGAGCUGUGCUUGCAAGAUGGCCCACUUGGUAUCCGGUACGGCACGGGCGUCACGGCCUUUACACCAGGCAUUCAGGCCGCCUCCACAUGGGACCGCGCGCUGAUCAGCAAGCGCGGCCAAUACAUGGGCGAGGAGGCCAAGGGCUGCGGGAUACAUGUGCUGCUGGGCCCCGUGGGCGGCCCGCUCGGGAAAAUACCGGUUGGUGGCCGUAACUGGGAAGGGUUUGGACCGGACCCGUACCUGACGGGCGUGGCCAUGGCGGAGACGAUCCAGGGGAUGCAAGGCGCCGGUGUCCAGGCGUGCGCGAAACACUUUAUCCUCAACGAGCAGGAGCUCAACCGUGAGACGAUCAGCUCGACCGUCGACGACCGCACGAUGCACGAGCUGUACCUGUGGCCGUUUGCGGACGCGGUGCGCGCCGGCGUCGCUUCCGUCAUGUGCUCAUACAACAAGGUCAACGGCACCUGGGCAUGUGAGAACAAGAACAUCCUCACCGACUUGCUCAAGGAGGAGUUGGGCUUCCGAGGCUACGUGGUGAGCGACUGGAACGCACAGCACACGACGACCGGCGCUGCGACGGGUGGCAUGGACAUGACGAUGCCAGGCAGCGACUACGACGGCAAGACGAUUCUGUGGGGCCCGCAACUGACGAGUGCGGUCAACAGCGGCCAGGUGGCCAAGGAACGGCUCGACGACAUGGCGACGCGCAUCCUGGCGUCAUGGUACCUGGUCGGGCAGGACAAGGGCUACCCGGGCACCAACAUCAAGGCGUCGGUGCAGUCGACGCACAAGGACAACGUGCGUGCCGUGGCACGCGACGGUAUCGUGCUGCUACAAAAUGAGGGCAACAUCCUACCCCUGGGCAAGCCCAAGAAGUUGGCCGUCGUGGGCUCAGCAGCCAUUGUCAACCCUAAGGGUAUGAACUCGUGCGUCGACCAUGGCUGCAACACAGGCGCGCUCGGCAUGGGCUGGGGGUCUGGUACUGCCAGCUACCCCUAUUUUGUGGCGCCGUACGACGCACUCAAGACACGUGCGGCCGCCGACGGCACGCAGAUUUCGCUUUCCAGCAGCGAUGCGACGAACUCUGUAGAAAGCACGGUGCAGGGCGCGGACGCGGCUAUUGUGGUCAUCACAGCGGAUUCGGGCGAGGGCUACAUCACCGUCGAGAAGGUCGCCGGUGAUCGCAACGACCUGGACCCGUGGCACAACGGCAACGCACUCGUGGCGGCUGUCGCGGCGGCCAAUCCCAACACGAUCGUGGUCGUGCACAGCGUCGGUCCCAUUGUCCUCGAGUCGAUCCUCAAGAACACAGGCGUCAAGGCCGUUGUCUGGGCCGGCCUUCCUAGCCAGGAGAGCGGCAACGCGCUGGUCGAUGUGCUGUACGGCCUGGUGUCGCCGUCGGGCAAGCUGCCAUAUACCAUUGCCAAGAGUGCGGCCGACUACGGCACCGCUGUCUCGCACGGCAGCGACAACUUUGCCGAGGGCCUCUACAUCGACUACCGCCACUUUGACGAGAAGAACAUUGAGCCGCGGUUCCCCUUUGGCUUCGGCCUGUCCUACACCAACUUCACGUACGGCGACAUCAAGGUCACAUCGACUGCGAAGUCUGGCGCGGCAUCUGGCGCCGUGGGCCCUGGUGGCAAGGCCGACCUGUUCGAGGACGUUGCGACCGUCACCAUCAGCCUGACCAACAGCGGCAGUGUCACCGGUGCCGAGGCGGCACAGCUGUACCUGACGCUGCCCAGCGGUUCGCCGGCCGCCCCGCCCAAGCAGCUCCGCGGCUUCGACAAGCUCAAGCUGGAACCAGGCGCUGCAGGUACCGUGACGUUCAACUUGCGGCAGAAGGACCUGAGCUAUUGGGACGCGGCAAAGGGGUGGGUGGUGCCGAGCGGAACGUUCACUGUCCAUGUGGGCGCGAGCAGCCGUGAUCUGCGUUUGACGGGAACAUUCAACGUGGCGUAA
Messenger RNA from Sporothrix brasiliensis 5110, 2196 nucleotides. Its product is annotated as beta-glucosidase. The record is from RefSeq and is a predicted model, not a curated record. Gene Ontology annotation, biological process: glucan catabolic process. NCBI's taxonomy places the organism in Eukaryota, Fungi, Ascomycota, Sordariomycetes, Ophiostomatales, Ophiostomataceae. Bases 1 to 2196 code for a protein of 731 amino acids. The transcript has a single exon. Gene Ontology annotation, molecular function: beta-glucosidase activity.